AUGUUCCAUGGAUUGCCAAGUGAAGACCCCAUUGACCACCUUGAUGAGUUUGAUAGGCUUUGUGAUUUGACAAAGAUCAAUGGUGUCUCUGAAGAUGCCAUCAAGCUGAGACUCUUUCCUAUGUCUCUAGCUGACAAAGCUCACCAAUGGGAGAAGAGCUUGCCCCAUGGCACAAUCACCACUUGGGAUGAAUGCAAGAAGGCCUUUCUUGCUAAGUUUUUCUCCACCGGUCGCACAGCCAAGCUUAGAGGAGAGAUAUCCAGCUUCAUCCAGCGAAACAAUGAGACAUUCGCAGAGGCUUGGGAGAGGUUCAAAGGCUACACAAGUCAGUGCCCACACCAUGGAUUCAACAAUGAAUCACUACUCUCCACUCUUUAUAGAGGAUGCUUGCCUAGGUAUAGGGAGAUGCUAGACACAGCUAGCAAUGGGAACUUCCUCAACCAGGAUGUAGAUGAUGGCUGGCAACUUGUGGAGAACAUGGCCAUAUCAACAGAAUGCUAUGGAGAGCAGUAUGAAAGUACAGACUGGAGCUCGACCGCGCACUCGAUCGAGCUGGACGCUCAGAUGAGAAAAGACAUGCUUGCACUCAACUCGAAGUUGGACAAACUGAUCCUAGCCCAAUUCCCUGCCAAGCAUGUCAACUAUGUCUCAGAACAAACCUUAGUCAAGGACCAGGAAGGGGAGGAGACAACACAAGAAGUUUGCUACAUUCAAAAUAGACAAGGAAGCUAUAGGAAUCCUCAACAAGGGAGAUACAACAAUUAUCAAGCCCCCUGGCCGCACCAACAACAAAGUGUUCCACAAGGCUUCAACCAAGGACUACUCAUACCCAACCAACUCAAGAUUGGGAUAUGA
This is a messenger RNA of Microthlaspi erraticum, 855 nucleotides long. The record is from the annotation of a GenBank genome assembly. Lineage: Eukaryota; Viridiplantae; Streptophyta; Magnoliopsida; Brassicales; Brassicaceae.